AUGAAAGCAAUGGGUUUUGAACAGCCCCAACAGUCUCAACAACAACAUUCACAAAAGAAUACAGAUCCUGAAAUUGGAGUUAAUAUUGAAACUUUAAUUAUUUCUAAUAAUUCAUCAAUUAAUGGUAAUUCUUCAACAAAAUUAAAGAAAGAAAAAGAAACUAAUAAUAAUAAUAAGCCUAAAUGGAUAUCUUCAAAAUUGGAAGAGAAAAAACGUUUAUGGAAAAAAGAACUCGAAGAACCGUUACUUGUAGGUAUUUUAUAUUUGUAGGGGAGGGAGAGAGAAAGGGAGAGAGGGAGAGGGGAAGAGAGAAAUUUUAUUUGGAAUUUUGA
Molecule: messenger RNA, 332 nt
Organism: Meloidogyne enterolobii
Lineage: Eukaryota; Metazoa; Nematoda; Chromadorea; Rhabditida; Meloidogynidae
Source: the annotation of a GenBank genome assembly